Etheostoma cragini (Arkansas darter) is the source of this 1348-nucleotide messenger RNA. RefSeq names its product RIB43A domain with coiled-coils 2 (gene ribc2). The coding region runs from base 128 to 1162 and encodes 344 amino acids. NCBI's taxonomy places the organism in Eukaryota, Metazoa, Chordata, Actinopteri, Perciformes, Percidae. The record is from RefSeq and is a predicted model, not a curated record. The transcript is spliced from 7 exons.
GUCCUCUGGUUUCUUAGCAACCAGUGUGUUUAAAAAGUGUAGCUACGUUUGUCGCGUCUGAGCCCAAUAUAGGACAAAAGGAGCCCGUUUCAACUUUAACACCGUGUACUAUUUUAUAUAUCAAAACAUGUUGAACGUUGACGGCGUUGGGACAACGUUGCAGAGGCGUCGCUGCAGAGAAACUGAAAGACAAGAAAGGGUUUUUAAUGACAAGAUGAGGACGACCGGGGUUGACACGGAGGCCUUGAACAUGCAGAUAAAGGAAAAAGAGAAACAACAAGAGGCAGCGAAAGAAGAACAAAACGCUUAUCAUGCUUAUAUGCUCCAUAAUAGCAAAGUAGCUUGCCUCCUCCAAAGCAGAGAAGCGAAGGAGAAGCGUGCGAUGGAGAAGGCCAUAGCUGACUACCGGCAUCAGUACCAGCGGCCUCAGUGCCAGCAGGAGUAUGAGCAGACUGGGCCCGACCACUGGAGAAAAACAGACCUGGGUGAUGCACAGAUGAUGCCCCCUGGCCUGCUGGGCGAGGACCCCGACAGUAAGAGCAGGCGACAGAGGCAAAGGGAGCAGCUCAGAGAGUGGCUCAUCCAGCAGCAAAGUGAGCUGGCAGCAGAAAGACAUCAACAAAAGAUUGAGGAGCAACGCUAUGACCAAAGCAGAGUAGACAUGGACAACAAAGCUCUGCAGCUUCAGAGCACUGAGAUGGAGAGGAGAAAAGCAGCAACUUUAGCCACUAAAGAGUACAAUCUGGCCAAGAUUGAAGAGAAGCGUCACCAGGAAGAGGAAAACAAUGAAGAGGGUGUAGAUGUGAAACCCACCCUGGGCAUGGUGGGAGUCCCCGGUCUUUGUCCCAGCAGUGAUAGGAGAGCCCCCCCGGAGAGCCUACAGCACAUCAUCCGGUUCCAGAAAUAUCAAAUCGAGGAGAAAAAGAGGCUACAACUGGAGAGAAAGCGGGAAGAGGAACAACAAGAUCGCGUCCGCUUGGACUCGGCUCGCACAUCUCUGUUAAUAGAGAGGCAGCAGGCAAGACUGAACAAGCAGCUGAGACAACACCUGGACAACACGAACGUCAAGCUGGCCCAAAUACACAAACAACAGAAACCGGAUAUUGAAAGAGGAGGCAUUGAAGACAGCUUCUUCUCCAAAUUCAACACCUGCAGCAGAUGAUGGAAGGCACGCUGCACUGAUGACUGGCUCAUCACAGUGGCUAAGCACUGGUAAUGGAGCUACGUGGGAAGGAAGCUAAAUAAACUGAAGCACACAGUAAAUGAACACUUUUUUAAUUAUGGAAACAAUUAAUUUCACAACAUUUAUUAAUGUCUAGAUGAUUCUGAGAGCUGUUGACUUUUUCAC